Juglans microcarpa x Juglans regia is the source of this 1020-nucleotide messenger RNA. RefSeq names its product cold-regulated 413 plasma membrane protein 2-like. Bases 255 to 863 code for a protein of 202 amino acids. The record is from RefSeq and is a predicted model, not a curated record. Gene Ontology annotation, cellular component: membrane. NCBI's taxonomy places the organism in Eukaryota, Viridiplantae, Streptophyta, Magnoliopsida, Fagales, Juglandaceae. The transcript has 4 exons.
UUUGUGAGAUCCGAAACUUCGCACAAUUUUUUAACAUUAUUCACUUAACUGUGCUGUAAACCAAGCGCCCCAACAGUUACGAUAACCAAUUGAUUGUACUUUGUAGAGAUAGAUCCAAACCACUGGUUUACAGCCACUUUUUUUCUGUACUUUAUCUUCGUUUCGCUAUCUUCUCUGAUAAUUUUUUUAAAGAAAAUUAUAUCCCAGUUGGCUUUGCAAAUUCAUCUUCUUUUUCUGUUUGGACUUGAAGCGUAAUGGGGAGGAAGGAUAAUUUGGCCAUGAAAACUGAUCCGGCCACGGCGGAUUUGAUCGACUCUGAUAACAAAGAACUCAAGAUCGCCGCAAAGAGGCUCAUCAAUCAUGCCACUAAGCUUGGUGGCCUCGGCUUUGGGACUUCUUUUCUCAAAUGGGUCGCUUCCUUCGCUGCGAUUUAUUUGCUGAUAUUGGAUCGAACCAACUGGAGAACAAACAUGCUGACUUCACUUUUAGUCCCUUACAUAUUCUUUAGCCUUCCUUCGGUGUUGUUCAAUUUUUUCAGAGGAGAGGUAGGGAGAUGGAUUGCUUUCAUCGCAGUUAUACUAAGGCUUUUCUUCCCGCGACACUUCCCAGAUUGGCUGGAGAUGCCAGGAUCUUUGAUUCUUCUCUUGGUUGUGGCUCCCAGCUUCUUUGCACACACCUUGAAGGAUAGCUGGGUUGGUAUUGUGAUAUGCCUUAUCAUUGGUUGUUACCUACUGCAAGAGCACAUCCGAGCAUCUGGUGGAUUCAGAAAUUCCUUCACUCAAACCCAUGGAAUAUCGAACACGGUUGGCAUUAUCCUUCUGUUAGUCUAUCCUGUAUGGGCACUUGUCAUCCACUUCCUCUAGGCACAAGAUUAUCUAUCUGAGUUGUGAUUUAUCUUCUUUCUUCCGCAACAUCUAGCCAUGAUUUUAUUUUCAACAUUGUUUUCUCAGUUUAAAGUUGGAUGGAUUUUCAAUAUUUUCCCUUACAAUUAAUUUCCAAUUUAUUUGAUUUUAUUGCUUU